Messenger RNA from Hordeum vulgare subsp. vulgare (domesticated barley), 3358 nucleotides. Its product is annotated as disease resistance protein RGA5-like. Gene Ontology annotation, biological process: defense response to other organism. The record is from RefSeq and is a predicted model, not a curated record. The transcript is spliced from 3 exons. Gene Ontology annotation, molecular function: ADP binding. NCBI's taxonomy places the organism in Eukaryota, Viridiplantae, Streptophyta, Magnoliopsida, Poales, Poaceae. Bases 79 to 3000 code for a protein of 973 amino acids.
CGCACUUGCCAAGCGAACAGCAAAGCAAGUUGGGCGAGAGCUAAGUUUGAGAGUAGAGAAACAGAGAGAGAGAUCGCGAUGAAUCUUGUAACAGGGGCCAUGGGAUCACUCCUCCCCAAGCUUGGCGAGCUCCUCAAGGAGGAGUACAAGCUGCAGAAGGGCGUGAAGAAAGACGUGGCUUCUCUCUCAAACGAGAUGAGGAGCAUGCAUGCUGCCCUCCACAAGGUGGCCGGAGUUCCGCUGGAGCAGCUCGAUGAGCAGGUCAGGCUCUGGGCGAGCGAUGUCAAGGACUUGUCCUACCACAUGGAGGAUGUGGUUGAUCGCUUCCUGGUGCGUGUGGAGGGCUUUGAAGUCGCCCCCGACUCUGAUGGCUUGAAGCUUCUCGUGAACAAGAUGGCCACCUUGUUCACCAAAGGCAAGACACGGCGCCGCAUCGCUGAUGCUAUCAAGGACAUCAAGGAGCAAAUGCAGGAUGUGACUGCCCGACGUGACAGGUAUAGAGUCGAUGGUCUCGUUGUGAACGUAGCCGCGACAAGAACUCUUGAUCCUCGUCUAUCAGCCCUUUACAACAAGGUCACCGACCUUGUUGGCAUCGAUGAGCCGAGGGAUGAGCUGAUUAAGAGGUUGACAGAUGAAAAAACUCCAACGGAUGUAGUCUCCAUUGCUGGAUUUGGUGGUUUGGGCAAGACAACUCUCGCGAAAACCGUCUACGACAGCCUCAAAUCACAAUUCCAUUGCGCAGCCUUCGUUUCUCUUUCUCAGAAUCCUGUUAUAACAAGGGUACUCAAGAAGAUGCUACAUCAGCUUGAUCAGCAAAAGUAUGCCCAUAUCAAUGAAGCAUCAUGGGAUGAAACACAGCUUAUCGAUGAAUUGAGAAUGUUCCUUAGCAACAAGAGGUACCUCAUUGUUAUUGACGACAUAUGGAAGAUGGAAUCAUGGCAAAUAAUCAAAUGUGCUUUGAAUGAGAAUAGGUUUGCAAGCAGAAUAAUCACAACAACUCGUGACUUUGAUAUUGCCACAAAAGUCGGUGGUUCUUUUAAGCUAGAUGCCCUUACCCUAGAGAGUUCUCAAGUAUUGUUCUAUGGAAGAAUAUUUGGUUCUAAGGGUAAUUGUCCUGAACAAUUGGCUAAAGUAUCUUUGAGGAUUUUGAAAAAAUGUGGCGGUGUACCAUUAGCUAUCAUUACCAUGGCUAGUCUAUUGGAUCAACCUAGUAAAAGGGUAAAUCCAAGGGAGUGGCAUGAGGUAUGUGAAUCUAUUGGUUCUGGACUUGUAAAUAGUCCGGACGUGGAGAACAUGAGGAAAAUAUUGGCCCUAAGUUAUUAUAACCUGCCUUGCCAUCUGAGGACAUGUCUAUUGUACCUAAGUAUAUAUCCUGAAGAUCAUGAUAUACAUAGAGAUGAUUUGAUAUGGAAAUGGAUCACCGAAGGUUUUAUCCAACAUAAAAUUAAGGACAGUAGCUUAUUUGAUGUUGGGCAUAGUUACUUCAGUGAGCUUGUGAACAAAGGUAUGAUCCAGCCAUGCAUAGAUUUUAAAGGCAAUGCCACACGUUGUCGUUUGCAUGAUAUGGUGCUUGAGCUCAUCUGUUCCUUGUCUAGUCAAGAAAACUUUGUUACUAUACUGGAUCGGGAUGAGGAUAUCAUGUCUUCUCAAAGGAAAAUUCGCAGGCUAUCCCUCCAAAGUAAGAGGGAAGAUCAUCAGACCUCAUCUCUUGCUUCCAUGGGUAUAUCACAAGUGAGGUCCAUAACUAUCUUUGAGCCUGCUAAGAAUCUAAUGCCAACUCUUUCUAGAUUUGACGUUUUGCGUGUAUUGGAUCUAAGUGGUUGUCACGUCGGGGAAAGUAACCAAAAUACACUUAGGGAUGUCGGGAAUUUGGUUCACCUCAGAUACCUGGGUCUAGCUGGUGCAGAUAUUUGUGAGCUCCCAACAGAGAUAGGAAGGCUUCGAUUCUUGCAGGUGCUGGAUGUAAGAAAUAAUCCUGAUCUGGAAGAACUUCCAUGGACUAUUUAUGGCUUAAGAAGAUUGAUAUGUCUACAUGUUGAUGGCUACCGCACAAGGCUCCCAGCUGGUGGGUUGGGUAACCUGACAUCCCUGGAGGUGCUGAGAAGGGUCCCUGCCUCCCUAACCAUCAUGAAAGAGUUGCGUAACCUCGAGAGCUUGAGGGAGCUCAAAAUUAAGUUUGAGCACAAUGUGAGCUCAGAGUUGGAGGAAGCUUUCGUGGACUGUCUAUCCAAGCUGCACAAGAUCCAAAGUGUAGUUAUUCGUGGGUGUUUUCCAUCCAUAGAUCUCCUGGGAGAAGGCUGGGUUCCCCCUCGACACCUUCGCACAUUUGACUUGUUCAUGCUUGGCAAGUUCUCAAAAAUUCCAGCCUGGAUAGAAAGAGAGCCUUCCAUUCUUUGGAACCUUUCUGAGCUGAUCAUUGGUCUAAAGGAAGUUCAGCCGGAGGACCUGAGGGUCCUCGGGAGCCUACCAGCCCUUCGUAUCCUUGCUCUGCAUAGCGCCCAGCAGGCACAAAGGCUGCUAGCAAUUGGUGCCGAUGCCGGUUUCCACUGCCUGGUAGCCUUCUCCUUGUACUGUGAGUCGCCUAGGCAGAUCAUGUUUCAGCAGGGAGCCUUGCCGGUGGCUGAAGCAGUUCUCUUCAAUUUCGGCGUGCAGAAGGCAAUUGAGGAUGGAAACGGUGGUUAUUUCUUCGGUCUGGGGAACCUUCCCUCUAUUAGGCGGCUGUAUGUUGGGAUUGAUCGUGAUGGCGCCACGGUUGCGGAGGUGAAGGAAGCGGUGACCAAGUUGCAGCGCGCAGUCGGCGCCCACCCUAAUCAUCCCAGCAUUGCUGCUGAUAUCAGGCCACCUAUCCAACCAGUCGAUGAGGAUGAGGUAAAAACAUCGAAUGAAGUUACGCCGUCCAAGGGCCAGGAUGAAGAGAAGACCUGGGAGCCAAAGAAAUUUCAGGAAAGAUUCCAGAACUUCCGUGCAAAAACUACUUCAGAUUCAAAUUCUGAAAUUUAAGUCCAAAUAUCUGUAAUAAUAUGGAAAAACAUGAAGUGGCGACGCAAAGUGAAAUUAGCACGGCUGUCAGUCAAAGGGCUACUUUCAGUUGCCACAGUUCUAGGCAUAUAUAUGCUCAUAUGCUAGCAUGCUACACAAUAUGGUUUGCAUUCUUCCAUUAUUGGACCACGUUUGGUCAGAGACAUUCGGCGACCGGAUGUGUUCGGCACCUCCAUAUAUAUUGGUUUAUCAACACAUGUCCUCUGGUAAUUGUAGUUGACUUUGGAAGUAGUUGAUGUUAUCUUAAUUCUGGGCGAUAGCGUCACACAUGAUGCUUGCUUUGCUUAAACGUCUAAAUAUUGUUGGAUGCCACCUUCAA